Molecule: messenger RNA, 5026 nt
Organism: Equus quagga
Lineage: Eukaryota; Metazoa; Chordata; Mammalia; Perissodactyla; Equidae
Gene: SRM
Product: spermidine synthase
Exons: 8
Coding region: 1242-2150 (302 amino acids)
Biological process (GO): spermidine biosynthetic process
Cellular component (GO): cytosol
Molecular function (GO): spermidine synthase activity
Source: RefSeq, a predicted model, not a curated record
UGAUAAACAUGACUGUGUUACUCAUCUGGGGUUAAGAGACACAAAACGCGCUUCCUACCUCCAAGUGGAGGCUGCAAAGCAUCAGUCAAGAAACAACCCCUGUCGUGUCACCAGCAGCUCAUGCCAGUUUCAUCUCCCUGCCUUGGCAUGCGAAGAACUACACGUGUAGAGCAAUUAGCAUUUAAUAUUUGGUAAUUAGCAUGCUUAAUAUGAUUCAGAGAAGUUACUUGACAUUUUCGUAAAAACAGAAAGCACAUUCUCGCCCUUCAAGGAGCAAGGCCCAGUUUGUCAAAAAACUGCAUGCCAGUCUUUUUUGGUGCUGAAUAUGCAUGUGUUGGCCUCUUCUGGGACACUGCUGGUAAAUUUAGAAACUCGUUUAGAAGAGAACUCCUUCUUAUUCAGCAGCCAUAAUACCCUCUUGGAUCAGAGACUCUAAGCGAAAAUGGCUAAACCGAGCUUCAGUCUCGGGGCUGUGAUGGUCCUUUUCAAGUAAAUGAAAACCUUCCGUGCGCCCCCGACAAACCACACACUGUUCAAGUCCAACAAGGAGCCAAAUGUGGGGACGCGGCGAGAGAUACAGUCUACCCCAUCGCUCCAGCGCAACAACGUAACUCUUCGCCCGACAAUGUAGCCGCCGGCUCCCGUUUCUCCAGCCCAAAGGCUCGAGCCGGCGUUCCGCACGUCCCACGCUCGGAAACUUCGCACCGAGGCCGAGACGUCAACUCAACUUUCCCGUCCCGAGUCGGGCACCCUUUCGCUCCCUCUCUGCGGCCCUCGGUGCCUCCCGGAUCCCUGGGAGGGGGCAGGGGCGCUGGGGCUUCACCGCCCGGUCGGCGCGGGGUCGGACGAAGGACCCGGACCCCUUCCGCCGGCCCGCCCCGGAACCCACCCCGCGGCCGGAGCCCGGCCCCCCGGCCCAGGCCCCACGUGGCCCCUCGGAGCCGGCCGCACUACCCUGCUGCCGCCGACGGACGGCUGGGCCGGGCCACUGGGCGCCGCGCUGCCGGCCGGCGGCCAAUGAGCGCGCUCGGAGCGUCGGCGGGGGCGGUGCCGCGGAGUCUCCGCCCACCCGCGCCCGCUUCACCAUUGGAGGCUUUGGGUCCCGCCCCCGCCCGCAGGCACCGCCCCGCCGGUCGGAUUAGGUUGAGGCGCGGGCGGCAGGCAGAUCUGGUCCCGUUGUGCUGCGGCUCCGCGCGGCCUUCAGUCCCGGGCCCGCGCCUCGCGCUGCCGGUCCGCCCGCCAUGGAGCCCGGCCCCGACGGCCCCGCCGCCCCCGGCCCCGCUGCCAUCCGCGAGGGCUGGUUCCGCGAGACAUGCAGCCUGUGGCCCGGCCAGGCCCUGUCCCUGCAGGUGGAGCAGCUGCUCCACCACCAGCGCUCGCGGUACCAGGAUAUCCUUGUCUUCCGCAGUAAGAGCUACGGCAACGUGCUGGUGUUGGACGGUGUCAUCCAGUGCACAGAGAGGGACGAGUUCUCCUACCAGGAGAUGAUAGCCAACCUGCCCCUCUGCAGCCACCCCAACCCACGCAAGGUCCUGAUCAUCGGGGGCGGGGAUGGGGGUGUCCUGCGGGAGGUGGUGAAGCAUUCCUCCCUGGAGUCCGUGGUCCAGUGCGAGAUUGACGAGGAUGUCAUUCAAGUCUCUAAGAAGUUCCUGCCUGGCAUGGCCAUAGGCUACUCCAGCUCAAAGCUGACCCUACACGUGGGCGACGGCUUUGAGUUCAUGAAACAGAACCAGGAUGCCUUCGAUGUCAUCAUCACUGACUCCUCAGACCCCAUGGGCCCUGCUGAGAGUCUCUUCAAGGAGUCCUAUUACCAGCUCAUGAAGACGGCCCUCAAGGAGGACGGCAUCCUCUGCUGCCAGGGCGAGUGCCAGUGGCUGCACCUGGACCUCAUCAAGGAGAUGCGGCAGUUCUGCAAGUCGCUCUUCCCCGUGGUGGACUACGCGUACUGCACCAUCCCCACCUACCCGAGCGGCCAGAUCGGCUUCAUGCUGUGCAGCAAAAAUCCGAACACCAACUUCCGGGAGCCCGUGCAGCAGCUGACGCAGAAGCAGGUGGAACAGAUGCAGCUCAAGUACUACAACUCUGCCGUGCACCAGGCGGCCUUUGUGCUGCCCGAGUUUGCCCGCAAGGCCCUGAAUGAUGUGAGCUGAGCCCACGCACCGCUGCCGCCGCUGCCUGGGACCUGGGGCCCCGGAGCCCCCAAGGCGCCUGGGCCCCGCCAGCCCUGGACAAGACCCCCGCCAGCGUGUCCACCAACUGAGUGUUACAGGCCCCGGAGUGCUGCCUGGCCUGCCCUGCUGGGCGGACUGUCUGUCUCCUCCUCUCUGUGUGGCGUUCAGCCUCCAGCCUGUACCGGCUGUGUACAGCUCCGCCUCCACCUGUCGCCCCUCACUCACCAAACACGUGUAUUUAUAACUAAGUUCUGAAUCGUGUGUCCCCAGACCUUGAAUGAGCCCAGGCAGAGGCUCCAUCAGCCAUUAUUGGGCGCUUCGUGUGCCAGCUCUGAGCUGGCCCUGGUUCUGGCCUCCGAGUGUCUGUCACAUGUCUGAAUACGCAGGCCAGGCCCUUGACCUCUGCCAUCAAGGAACACGACAGUCAUCAAACUGGACCCAAAUCUGUCCCAAGAAGCUGCCUUAGCAUUCCUUCACCAAGGUCCCACAGGCCAGCGCUGAAAGACCCCUGGGGCCAGGGCUGUACAGUUGACAAGAUCAUGGUGGGGCCACCCCAGGGCUUUGCUUGUCCUGAGGCUGCCCUGCAGCCUUCUUGGAAGAAUGUGGGUCGUGCAGGAUUGUCUGGCCCCAUCCUGGGGUGGAUGCUAGAGGUGCCCGGAUGCUGGCUGGGGCUUGGUCAGUGUCCAUUCCUUGGGCCUGUUUAAGCGCAUCAGGUGUGCUGACUUGGCUCAGGAUUCAGACCUGAGUUCUAAUCCUGCCUGUCCCCAUCAUGGGUGCCCUCUGGUAAAUUCCUAGAAGCUCCCCUCCAGUGUUGGGAGGCUGAGAAAGCAGGUGUGAGUGGCCACACCGGGUAUCUGGGCACAGGACUGUCCCCUCUCCAAGGUGCUGAACCUCCAGCCUGUGCCUGCCCACUCCCAACCACCAGGACUGAGGCUCUGGUGGGAAGGGAGCCAGCACAACAGGGUACAAUGAGGGAGGGGGCCUCUAGCCCACUCCUGUCUCUGGAUCUGCAGGAAAGGGCCCUCCCUGAAACAGCCGGAGUCCCCAAUCCCUUUCCCCCUGGGCAGAGCGCACUCAGGAUGUUUGGGUUCCCCUGGGAGGCUGGUGGCAGGGAGGGAGACAAGGGAGUGGUUCCAGCUUGGGGGGCGGGGGGGGGUGGUGCUAAAACAUCCCCACACACCCUGCCCCUACCCUUGGCGGCCACCUUGGACCCCACUCAGCAGGGGCUGGGACUGCAGUCAUCACGGGGGGGGUGGGGGGAGCAAGCGGCCAGCUGUGCAGCCAGCUCCUUGAGUGACCCCAGGCCAGCCAGUCACACUCCGGGCUCCAUGCAGCCCACCCCCACCCCUAUGAACUUGGACUCAGCAUCUGACACUUAACCCCAGUGAGCAGGUCUGACCCCAGCCCCCCAGCUCUGGGACAGUCUUAAACUCAGGCUUGGGAGUGGGCAUUGGCCCCACUCACAGAAAGGCCAGGUGGAGCCAGGACUUCUCUGGGCUGCAGGGUGGUGUUAGUGAAAGGAAGACCAGCAAUGGCUAGUUAUGGAGUGCUGACCCACCACGCCUUAAUUCCUCUAGCCUUCACAACCCUUUCUGAGGAAGGUAUUAACUGCACAGGAAGGUUAGCUGACAUGCCCAGGGCCACACAGCUAGUAAGCAGGUGGUGGAGGACACACAAGGCAGCUGGCCUGAGGGCCACUCCACUCUGCUUUCCCCCGUCUGCCUCUGCAGCUCAGCCUGAGCAGCCUGGGGCUCCGCUCUCAGGGUCCCUCCCCACAGCCGUCUUCCUGACCAAGCUCCGGGAAGGUCCAUUGCCAGGGUGACCCAGGAAUGACCCUGGCAGGGAAGGUUGGCACGGGGAGGGGGAGUUCCAGCUCCGAGGGCUCUAGGCCUGGGUCUGAAUCUCACCUCUGCCUCCCGUUAGCUCUGUGGCUUGAGCCACUCACAACUCCUGAUUUGGUUCCCCAGCCUGUAGAAUGGGGGCGGUGGUCCUUGCCUGUUUCGGGCUUCGUUACAAAGCAUCCGUCACACAGGACUCACUGAGCUAGUGGAAGCCAGGCUGGCCUCAGGGCAGAGGCAGAAGGGGAGCAGAGGGCCCAAGUUGCAGAAACAGCUGGGCCAUUUGCCUGACUUGGACCCCCACUUACCCAACAUUUAGUGAAUUCUGUACGAGGUACACGUCUUGAAGGGGGUGUCCAUUAAGGAUGAGCACUGAACCCCACAUCUGGGUGGACAUGAUGUCGACACAGACUGAUGCGCUGAAGCGGAAGCAGGGUGUUUGGCGAGGACAUGGCCUGACGCCCCCAAAGUCCCAGAACCUGGAGAGGUCCACGACCAGGCCCAGUUUGUGGCAUGGAGAAUAAAAUCAAUCCAGUCUAGAAUUUGGACAUUUAGUUAUUUAUCAAAAUUAGCCCUGCCCCCAGGUUAAGGAUUCACAUAGUUCCACGUGAUUGUUAGAAGAAAAACAGCCGCCCUCCUGUAGCCACUUUUCCCCUCCCCAGAGGCGGCCACAUGUGCCUCUUUGCUGAUUAUUUUGGUGUUUACCUUCGUGUCUCCAAAUAAGGUGCUUGUGUUCCUGCUGUGCAGCUUGUCAGCUCUGGUCAUAAUCUGGGGAUUUUCCGCUACAGAAGGUGAGAAUUUAGCUCUUUCCUUCCCUGUCCCAACCACGCUCUCAACCAUUCAGUGGUAAUCUUGGUUGGCUCAGUUCUCAGCGUUGGCACCGUGACAGCUCAGUGAAUGUCGUUCACAGACAAGACGGGAAAACUAACUUCUCAUCUCCUACACACCUUCUGUUUUCCCUGGAGGUUUUUUUGUUUGCUUAAUUUUCAAUAAAUUUAUUACUAAUUUAGCCCCAAA